Molecule: messenger RNA, 1214 nt
Organism: Vigna umbellata (rice bean)
Lineage: Eukaryota; Viridiplantae; Streptophyta; Magnoliopsida; Fabales; Fabaceae
Source: RefSeq, a predicted model, not a curated record
AUUUACAUAGAAAAUAUCCACUAAAUUCCUACACAAGGUGAGAGGUAAAAAUUCAUUGAAUGUUAACUGCAGUGGAGAUCCAUACUUUUUGGAGCCGUUUUGGAUGAGACAUGCUGCAAGCAGUGCGAUAUUAGUAUCAGGGUGGCACAGAAUGGGUUAUUUUUACAGUGAUGGAUCAUACAUCUCACAACUAUUGGUGGAACAUAUCAAAAAGGUUCAUGCCAUAGUUGGAAACGCAAUCACUGAAGGAAAAUACAUUGUAUUUGGAAGUGGCUCAACUCAACUCCUAAAUGCUGCUGUUUAUGCCUUUUCUCCCGAUACCUCUUCACAUUCUCCAGCAAAAGUGGUAGCCACACCACCGUAUUACCCUGUGUAUAGAACACAGACAGAAUAUUUCAAUGCUAGGAAUUUUAGUUAUGAAGGAAGCACAUCCUCGUGGAUAAACAAGACAGAUAGCAGCUCUACAUUCAUUGAGUUUGUUACUUCACCAAACAAUCCUGAUGGAAAGCUGACUAAGGGAGUUCUUGAAGGAGAUAAUGUAAAACAAAUCAAUGAUCGUGCCUAUUACUGGCCACAUUACACUGCCAUUCCUUCACCAGCUGAUGAUGAUCUUAUGAUCUUCACCAUUUCCAAGCUCACAGGUCAUGCUGGGAGCAGAUUCGGAUGGGCAAUAAUAAAAGAUGAAGCAGUGUAUGAAAAGAUGUUGACGUAUUUGGAUAUGAACACCAUGGGAGUUUCCCGUGAGGCUCAGCUGAGAGCUUUAAAGCUUUUCGAUGUUGUUCUUGAAGGAGAUGAUGGAAAAGAGAUAUUCAAAUUUGCUUAUUCAACCAUGAGACAUCGUUGGACAAAGUUGAAAGAAACCAUAUCUAAAUCAAAACGCUUUUCUCUGCAGAAACUGUCUUCCCAAUACUGCACCUUCUUCAAAAGGGAAAGAGACCUCUCACCAGCUUAUGCUUGGUUGAAGUGUGAGAGAGAAGAAGACAAAAACUGCUAUGAAAUCCUUGAAGCAGCUGGCAUCAGUGGUCGUGAAGGAAGCCUAUAUAGUGCUGAUAAUCAUUACGUGCGUCUCAGUCUCAUUAGAAGCAAAGAUGACUUUGAUAUACUCAUAAACAAGCUCAAUACCCUUGUUGCUAAACAAUAGUAUCCCAAAUAUUGUAAACAUUACUAUCUUUGUGUGGUGCCUAAAUAAAUAAAACAUUGUUUCCAGAUUGUAA